CUAUUAAUAAGAAAGAUUCAUGGAAGAAGAAAGGCCCACUCAAUUUCCUAGAAAUUUACCAUUUUAAGUUGGAAAUGUCUUUAAAUUGCAUUAUGAAUUCCCAACAUCUUUAGUUAUAUCUGACGAUGGUUAAAAGAUAUUGUAUGAGAAUAAUGAAAAGCUGGUGUAUGUAGAUUCCGACUCCGGAAGAACUAUAAGGAAUUUCGAUCUGUUUACGAAGUUUAUUGGUCUCCUUGAUUUGAAUAGAACUAAUGAUAAAGCAUUAGUAGGUUCAGCAGAUCAUCAAGCAAAGAUUAUAGACCUCGAGACUGGAAAUUGCCUGCAUUAAUUGAAUGGCCAUCUACAUUUUGUAUAUAUUGGAGGAUUUAAUCCAUAAUCAACAAUUGCCGCAACGGGAUGUUAGAAUAUGAAGAUCAAGAUUUGGGAUGUUUUAUCAGGAAAAUUAACCCUCGACUUUGAAAAGCAUCAGCAAACACCAACAAGUUUUAGCUUUAAUGCAGAAGGAGACAAAAUUUUAUCAUCCAGUUAUGAAAAUGAUGCACUUAUUUGGGAUCCAAAAGAUGGCCAAAUAAUUUGUAAAUUAUAAAAACACACCAAAGGAAUAGAAGUAUGUAAAUUUGCCUAGUCUGGAUACUUGUGUGCAACAGGGGCGCAUGACAAUGAUGCGAAUGUUUGGGAUAUAAGGAAUCCAGGAAAUCCUCUUUUUAACCUGUAGGGACAUACAAAUUUUAUCAAAGACUUGGCCUUUAAUAAAUAAGGUACAUAAAUUGUCACCGGCUCAAACGAUAAUACAGGUAGAAUCUACAAUUUGAUUGAUGGCAGUUUUGUUGCAGAGUUAUAAGAUUUUCCAGGUUAGGUUUAUACAAUAUCUUUUAAUGAAACUGGAGAUAGGAUUAUUGGGGCUAGUAAUUAGAAGACUGUUCAGAUAUUUGACAAUUAGGGUGUUUGUUUAUAGUAAAUAAGUUAAGAAGGAAAUUUUUACAUUAAUAGAACUGGAAAUACUUUUGUAACUUUGCCUAAGGCCAUUGAAUCACAAGGCAAGAUCUGGAGAGAUGCAAGAGCUAUUAAGAAUUGAUAUCAAUCAUAUUUAGUAAAUUCUAAAUUGUAUUGUUAUAAUA
Molecule: messenger RNA, 1118 nt
Organism: Paramecium tetraurelia
Lineage: Eukaryota; Ciliophora; Oligohymenophorea; Peniculida; Parameciidae
Exons: 7
Biological process (GO): mRNA splicing, via spliceosome
Cellular component (GO): U4/U6 x U5 tri-snRNP complex
Molecular function (GO): U6 snRNA binding; U4 snRNA binding; protein binding
Source: RefSeq, a predicted model, not a curated record